AUAAUCAGUUCUACAAUGUCCACGCAAUCGAUCAGUUUUAACAAUUGCCUGGUCCCUUGGUGUCUCGGUGUUUUAAUUUUACUAGUCAUUUUGGGCAAUGGCGGUGCGAAAUCUCGUAAUAAGUUUAACUAUUGUCAAGCCGAUCUAUGUUCAGCAGGAACGCGACACGUGGCGUGCAACAGAUACAAAUUUGGAGCGAACUGCAGCAGGCCUAUACUCAUAAAUAUGUCACCUAAAUACAUCAAUUUGAUUCUGAACUAUCACAACACGAAAAGAAAUCAAUUAGCCUGUGGUUCAAUGGGAAGUUAUUCAUCUGCAAGCUCUAUGCAGAAACUGCAUUGGAACGACGAACUGGCCAAACUGGCGGAGUAUAAUGCCAAAAGUUGUCACUUUGCACACGACGAGUGCCACAAUACUGUGCAGUUUCGUAAAACUGGACAAAGUAUUGGUAUGAAAUGGUUCCAUGGAUCGAAUUACACGGCAUCCUAUGUCAUCCGAGAUCUCCUCCGGAAAUGGUUUAUAGAGCACAAACUGACCAAACAACAGGAUUUGGAUCGAUACGUCUUUAGUCCACACGGUUUCGAGAUUGGUCACUUCACCCAAAUGGUACAUGCCGAUACGACGGAAAUUGGCUGCGCCUUCGUUCGCUUCCAGAAACUACACAACAAUUUACAUUUCAUAUACUACUAUCUCGUGUGCAACUACUCCGAGGGUAAUAUUGCUGAAAGACCAGUAUACCCCAAGGGCAAGCGAUGCAGUAAAUGCAGCCGUGGAUGUACCAAAGGAAAAUUUCGCUGUCUAUGCCGGCGUUAGAAUAUACCUAUGUUAAAUCAUUUUCAUACAUUUGUACUAACUCAACAACCUUUUUGUAACCGGUAAUAAAAUAUU
This is a messenger RNA of Wyeomyia smithii (pitcher-plant mosquito), 888 nucleotides long. Its product is annotated as antigen 5 like allergen Cul n 1-like. Bases 16 to 813 code for a protein of 265 amino acids. The record is from RefSeq and is a predicted model, not a curated record. The transcript is spliced from 3 exons. Lineage: Eukaryota; Metazoa; Arthropoda; Insecta; Diptera; Culicidae.